Molecule: messenger RNA, 3326 nt
Organism: Mytilus trossulus (common blue mussel)
Lineage: Eukaryota; Metazoa; Mollusca; Bivalvia; Mytilida; Mytilidae
Exons: 3
Coding region: 233-2404 (723 amino acids)
Molecular function (GO): protein binding
Source: RefSeq, a predicted model, not a curated record
GAUAUCAGACAUACUUCCUCUUCCCAGUGAUACAAGUCAAGGAGCAGAUAUCUCUAGGAUAAAAUACUACAGAAAUGAGUUGGCACAUUGUAACGGGAAGAUAUCUAACAUUGAAUUUGAGCAGCAAUGGGUAGAAAUUUGUCAGGCUAUAGUAAGACUUGGUGGUGAAAGUUACAAAGAAAUAUGUGCACAACUUCGAGUUUCUUCUCUUUCAAGUGGAAAAGGAUAUGGAAUGAAAAAUAUUCAUCAAGAAAUUAUUGAAGAUUGGAAAAAAAUAGAAAUAAAAAUGGUUGAGACAAAUGCCAUAAAAGAGUUGAUGAAAGUGACAAAAGAGAAUAAAUUCAUAGCUGUUAUUGGACCAUCUGGUUGUGGAAAGUCUACUGCUGCUCAUCAGGUUGCUCUCUUACUAAAUAGACAUGAAGGUUACCAAAUCGUACCUUCAAACUUUCCCACAGACAUCACACAUUAUUUUAAUGAAUCAGAAAAACAAGUGUUUGUCUUUGAUGAUGUUUGUGGUAAAUAUUCACUAGAUAAUGAUCUUCUUCAAAAGUGGAAAAAAAUAGGUACAGAGUUAAACAAAAUCAAACUUUGUGAACAUGUUAUAAUAUUGGUGUCAAGUAGAUCAGAUAUUUUCUAUCAAUUCAAAGAUGUGCAAUUUCUGUUCACAGCACACUUCGAUAUGUUGUCAGAUGACUAUAACUUAUGUAACAAUGAACGUUUUUUAAUUGCAAAAGCUCAUAUGGGAGCUGAAAAAGGUGAAAUUCUCAGAAAGGAAAAUCUUUUAAACAAGUACGAUUUCUUUCCUCUUCUGUGUCAACUUUUUGCUACUGAAAAAGAAAGAAACAUUGAGAAAUUUUUCUCACAGCCUGUAAAAGUUAUUAAAGAAGAAUUGACUUUAAUGAAAGAGGAAAAAGAUCAAACGGCUUUUGCUGUUUUAGCACUAUUUGUAAUUUAUAACAACUGUAUAACUGAUAAAGUUCUGUCUCCAACAUCUGGCAUUAAAACAAUACUUAGUGACAUUGCCGAAGAAUGUGAGAUGGCAACCCAACUAAAUAUCAAAGUUGUAAGGAAACACUUGGACAUUUUUCUUCAUUUGUAUGGGAAGAAAAACGGAUCUAGUUAUAUGAUAAUGCACGACAAAUUAUUUGAUAUUUUUGUGUCCUUUUAUGGUGAACAUCUGCUGGACAUUAUUCUCACUCACUGUAGUUACUCUGUUAUAUUUACACGGUUCCGGUUACAAUCUGUGGAAGAAACAGACGAAUUCAUGAUCAAAGUCCCAGUGGAAAAACAAGCAAAGUAUUUCCAACGUUUAUUUCAUUUUUCUAAUUCAAAAGAUUUUGGCAACAUAUUUUGGCACCAUCAUUUCAAAAACAGAACAUUGCAACAGCAGUUCCUGAAACAUUUAUCUGAAGACCAAAAUUGUCGUGAUUUUUGUCUAUCAUUAUCUGAUACAGAAUCUUCGCCAUUGUUUAUCACUGUUGCAAAAGGUUAUAUUGAUAUUACAAAAGUUUUGUUAGAUAUGGGUAUGAAUGUUACCGUAUAUAAUGAACUUCAAUUAACCCCUCUAGCUUAUGCAGCAGGAGGAGGUUGUGUUGAAAUAUUAAAGUUAUUGCUAACAAACAGUGGUGAUUUUAAUAAACAAAACAAGCUAAGACAUUCUGCCGAUUCGAUUUCAGCAGCACAUUUUUAUUCUGUUUAUUCUUACGUUUCAGAUAUUUCUAACCUAUUCUUCACGAAUCAUCAAAAGCUAUGUGUUAAAGUUUUUGGAUAUAAGCAGAAGAAUGUUGUAGAUUUAGGCAGCGUAACUCAUAUGGGUACCCCCUUAUUACUAGCCACAACUUUUGGCCAUACAGAUAUUGUUAAACUAUUAAUAAAUCAUAAUUGUGAUAUUAAUCCGCAUGACUGGUUCCCAAUUACACCCCUGUAUUUAGCAGCACUUUGUCAUCACGUAGAAAUUGUUAGAGUAUUGUUAGAACAUGGAUGUGAUAUAAACAUGUGUAAUGAAGACAAUGAAUCCCCCUUGUAUGUAGCCUCAAAAUGGGGACAUGUUGAAAUUGUAAAAUUAUUGUUAGACAACAAUUGUGAUAUAAACAUUUGUAAUAAAGUGAUGGAAUCUCCCUUGCAUGCUGCUUCAAAAUGUAUAGUUUGUGUUGAAUUUGAAUUUGAUUUUGAUACUUCUUGGAAAAUGUUUGAAAAAGUUAUUUAUAAAUUUCAUCGCCAUAAGAUACAAGUGUCAAAUGAGGAUUAUUUAGAAAUAAUCAAAUUGUUAUUAAUGAAAAAUGCUGAUGUUAAUAUUUGUAACAUAGAUGUUAAAACUCCAAUGGAGGUAGCCUUAGAAAAUGGGCAUGGAGAUAUUGCGAAGUUAUUAUCCGAACACUCCACUAUACAAAUGCUCAAAAAAUAGAAUUUGAUAAUAGGAGUAGAGACUUGAAGACAUAUAUUUUGCCCUACAAAUCAUAUUUUGUAGUUCAAAAACCAAUACUAACAUCUAAAAAUGUAAGCAAAUGAAGAUCAAUGUUCUUUUUUAGCUUUUAAAGUAUCAUAUUUUUGUAACAUGUUACAGGUUUUUUUUAUACGACCGCAGUCAAUAUUGGUAUCAACAUGUCGUCGUCGUCCGGCGUCAGAAUCGUCGUUGUCGUCCGGCGUCAGAAUCGUCGUCGUCGUCAGCGUCGUCCGAAGACGGAUGGUUUCUGGAUAAUAACUUUCGUAUAAGUAAAUCGAAAUCAAUAAAAUUCUAACACAAGGUUUAUAACUACUAAUGGAGGGUUGGGACUGAUUUUGGAGAUUUUCGUCACAAUUGUUUAAGAAUAAGGGGCCCAAAUAAGCAUUUUUGUAGUUCCCAGACUAUAACUUCUGAAAAUAUACCACAAGUUUCCAUACUACAAAUGGACGGUUAGGAUUGACUUUGGGGGGUUAUUGCUCAAACCAUAUAGUAAUUAGGGGCAAAAAGGGGGAAAAGAUGGGUUUUUCUGGUUAAAGGACAAUUGAGACAAUUUAAAAACAGUGUAAGAGUGGUAAUCCAAAUUAAUCAAAGAACACUGUUUGAUUACCUCCCUUACAUUGCUUGUAAAUUAUGUAUUAAGAAAUGUUGAUCGUCUUUAAGUGAUAAGCUGUCAAUUUAUUUCUAGCAGUUACCAUUAAUUAUUAUUAAUUUGUUGCCAUGACUAUGUAUGUGAUUUUAUUGUUUUAAACUGUUAUGAUGUAUUUGAAUAGGUAACUAUGGUUGCAAACUCCAUUAGAAAUUUAAAAUGAGAUACUGACCAUGCUGUAAGGGAAAGAUCGUUUGGGGGAAUAAGUGAAAGGAGGUUAUGGUAAACAUUGGAGGG